AUGUUGAAAGAAACCUUUAUAGUUUAUUUUGGAAAAAUAGGAAAAUCUUAAGAAUUUUAAUGCUAGUUUUUAUAAUUAAAAAUGUAAGUGGCAUAAUUUGAAAAUAAAAUCCCUUUCGAUUGCUUAGUUUUAAUUGAUUAAAAUAACUAAGUAUAUAGUGCCACUUAGUAAUAGGAAUAAAGAAAAUAGAAUUUAAUUUAUAGGGUCUUUGACGUUAGAGAUAUAAUAACUUAAGAAAGGUAUUUUAAAAAUAAAUAGAAUUAGAAUUAGGUAAUAAUAACUAUAAUAGGAAAAUCAAAAUCCAACAACAGAAAUUCUUUACUUAAAAGCUAAACUCUAUGACUUAGAUUAAUAAAUUUAGAAAAAGGAUAAAACAAUUUCUCAGCUUCAAGGGGAAUUGUACAUAUAAAAAGCUGAAUCCGACAACACAAUCUAAGAACUGUAAAAUCAAAUUUCUUCUUUAAUAGAAGAAAAAUAGAAAGCCGACUCUACUUUCAAAAUUUUAAUAAAAGAAAAAAUUGAUCAAUUCUAAUUUAUUCAAGACUAAUUGUCAGAUUAGGAAAGGUAGUAUAAAAAUGAAAUUGAAAUUUUGAAAAACCACAUAAAGUAAUUUGAAUUGGCCAUAAUGGACAAAAGGUCUAACGAUAUGUAAGAUAAUUAGAAAAUUAAGGAGCAAUAUGAAAAAUAAAUAUCACAAUUAUAAGAGGAAUUAUCAUAAUAAAAACUUUAGUUUUUAAGAGAGAAUCAAGAAUUACUAGAUAUGAAUAUGGCCUGUAAAGAAUAAGAGAAAGAAUCAGUUAAACAAAUAAUGAUUUAAAAAUUUAGUAUUGAGGUACUUAAAUAAGAGCUUGAAAAAUCUAAAUUGCAAAAUUAUGAGUUAAGUAACAAAGUUUAAACCUUAACAUAAAAGCCUAAUGAGUUAUAAAAAAACAAUUAAAGCAAGUCUUGAGCUACGUGAAAUAAUUGAAUUUGGUUUUUAAAUGUAUUUCGUUUGUAAUUCAAUAU
Molecule: messenger RNA, 1005 nt
Organism: Paramecium octaurelia
Lineage: Eukaryota; Ciliophora; Oligohymenophorea; Peniculida; Parameciidae
Source: the annotation of a GenBank genome assembly